UCUCCAGUUGCCCCCUGGUCUCAGUUUCUUUACGUGUAAUAGCGAAGGGGGUUAUAAAUGACCUCCAAGGCCUUUCCAGUUCUGACUUCAGGGAAUGCACUUCCGGUAGCAGGAGGAAGGACGGAAAGGAAGAGGAAAGGGCGGUACGGAGGAGGUGCUGCGCGUCGCCGAGGUGGCACCGGUGACUCCGCCCCGGCGCUCUCCCAGGGCCCCUACCUUUCCGCUAAACCCGGCGGAAACGAGCUGCGGCUCCGGGCGGGCGGCGGAGCCCCGAGAGGUGGGCGGGAGCGCCGCAGGCUGGUACCAGACCGCGCCCCGUCCCGCCCCAGCGCCGCGGAUCUGCGGGCGGGCGGUUACAGUGACCCAGCCCCACGGCCCUUAGUCCCCGCGCGCCACGCCCCCUGCCCGCCCGCCUGUCCGGAGGCACGCCCCCUCCCGCCUCUCCAGGUCGACCCCCCUCGGGGGCCCAGGCGGGGCCCAAAUCUCUGCCGGCAUCGUCGCCAUCGUCUGUGCUGCGUCCCUAGCUCUGAGAAGGACAGGCCUCGCACCAGGACCCCCAUCGACUUCUGAGGUGCCAGGAUGGUGGGGGAACUCCGCUACAGGGAAUUCAGAGUGCCCCUGGGGCCUGGCUUGCAUGCCUACCCAGAUGAGCUCAUUCGCCAGCGGGUGGGCCAGGAUGGGCGUCCUGAGUACCAGAUUCGCUGGCUCAUCCUCAGGCGUGGGGAUGAUGGAGAAGGGGGCUCUAGCCAAGUGGACUGCAAGGCUGAGCACAUCCUGUUGUGGAUGUCCAACGAUGAGAUCUAUGCCAAUUGCCACAAGAUGCUGGGCGAGGAUGGCCAGGUCAUCGGGCCCUCCCAGGAGAUUGCAGGGGAGGCUGGGGCCCUAGACAAAUCUGUGCUGGGGGAGAUGGAAACUGACGUGAAGUCUCUGAUCCAGAGGGCCCUUCGGCAGCUGGAGGAGUGUGUGGGCACCAUCCCUCCUGCUCCUCUGCUUCACACUGUCCAUGUACUCAGCGCCUAUGCCAGCAUCGAGCCCCUCACUGGGGUGUUCAAAGACCCAAGGGUCCUGGACUUGCUCAUGCACAUGUUAAGUAGUCCUGAUUAUCAGAUUCGCUGGAGUGCAGGCCGGAUGAUACAAGCCCUGGCCUCCCAUGAUGCCGGGACCCGGACCCAGAUCCUUCUGUCACUGAGUCAGCAAGAGGCCAUUGAGAAACACCUGGAUUUUGACAGUCGCUGUGCUCUGCUGGCUCUGUUUGCACAAGCCACACUCUCUGAACACCCCAUGUCUUUUGAGGGCAUUCAGCUGCCACAGGUUCCAGGAAGGCUGCUCUUCUCUCUGGUGAAGCACUAUUUGCAUGUUACCUCCCUCCUGGAUCAGCUGAAUGACAGUGCUGCAGAAGCAGGAGCCCAGAACAACUCUGCUCCUGAGGAACUGAGUGGGGAGAGGGGUCGGCUGGAGCUGGAGUUCAGCAUGGCCAUGGGCACCCUGAUCUCAGAGCUGGUGCAGGCCAUGCGCUGGGACUGGGCCUCAAGCAGACUGGGGCCCUUGGCACGCUCCUCCUGUUCCAUCUUCCAGCCUCAGCUGGCAGAUGUGGGCCCAAAGCUGCUACCCGCCCAUGCCCAGCCCUCCCUUAGGAGGUCAAGGCGGUUCCGCCCUCGCUCCGAAUUUGCAAGUGGCAAUACCUAUGCCUUGUAUGUGCGGGAUACGCUGCAGCCUGGGAUGCGAGUGCGGAUGCUGGAUGAUUACGAGGAGAUCAGUGCCAGGGAUGAGGGCGAGUUCCGGCAGAGUAACAAUGGAGUGCCCCCUGUGCAGGUGUUAUGGGAGUCGACAGGCCGCACCUACUGGGUGCACUGGCACAUGCUGGAGAUUCUGGGCUUUGAGGAAGACAUUGAAGACAUGGUCGAGGCUGAUGAGUACCAGGGGGCAGUGGCCCAUGGAGCCCUGGGUGUAGCCCUGCCCUCUUGGCGGUGGAAGCCCAUGACAGAACUCUAUGCUAUGCCCUACGUGCCGCCUGAAGAUGAAGACACAGAGGAGAGUGAACACCUGACCCAGGCUGAGUGGUGGGAGCUCCUCUUCUUCAUCAAGAAGCUGGAUGGACCUGACCACCAGGAGGUUCUCCAGAUCCUCCAGGAGAACCUGGAUGGAGAGAUUCUGGAUGAUGAGAUCCUGGCUGAGCUGGCCGUGCCCAUGGAGUUGGCCCAGGACCUACUACUGGCUCUGCCACAGCGACUUGAUGACAGUGCUCUCAGGGACCUGCUCAACUGCCGUGUCUACAGGAAAUAUGGGCCUGAGGCCCUGGCAGGACAGCCGGCUUACCCAUUCCUACUGGAAGCCCAGGCCCAGCCUCAGGAAUCAGCAGAUGCAGCCAGAGUGGAAGCAAAAGAACACCUGUCUCAGUUCCCUGACACUCCCCUGCGGUGUCUGGUGGAGGGUUAUGGUCCAGCUGGGAAAAUCUUCCUGGAUUUGGAGCAGGCCCUCAGCUCAGAGGGGACCCAGGAGAGUGAGGCCAAGCCCUUACUGCUGCAGCUACGGCAGCAGCCCCAGCUCUUCCUGGCACUGAUGCGGAGCCUCAACACUCCGGCAGCCAACAGGGCCCUGCACCUGGCUGUUCUGAGAAUCCUGAUGUGGCUCGUAGGCUUCCCCGAGGCUCUGCUGCUCCCCUGGCACGAGGCCAUGGACGCCUGCAUGGCCUGCCUGCGGUCACCAGACACAGACCGGGAGGUGCUCCAGGAACUGAUCUUCUUCCUGCACCGCCUGGCCUCCGUGAGUAGAGACUAUGCCGUGGUGCUGAAUCAGCUGGGGGCCCGCGAUGCCAUCUCCAAGGCCCUGGAAAAGCACCUGGGAAAGCUGGAGCUGGCUCAGGAGCUGCGGGACAUGGUGUUCAAAUGUGAGAAGCAUGCCCACCUCUACCGGAAACUCACCACCAACAUCCUGGGAGGCUGCAUCCAGAUGGUGCUGGGCCAGAUUGAAGACCACAGGCGAACCCACCAGCCCAUCAACAUCCCUUUCUUUGACGUGUUCCUCAGACACCUCUGCCAGGGCUCCAGUGUGGAAGUGAAGGAGGACAAGUGCUGGGAGAAGGUGGAGGUAUCCUCUAACCCGCAGCGGGCCAGCAAGCUGACCGACCGCAACCCCAAGACCUACUGGGAGUCCAACGGCAGCACCGGCUCCCACUACAUCACCUUGCACAUGCACCAGGGCGUCCUCAUCAGGCAGCUAACUCUGCUGGUGGCUGGUGAAGACUCGAGCUACAUGCCGGCCAGGGUUGUGGUGUUUGGAGGCGACAGCACCAGCUCUCUUAACACAGAACUCAACUCGGUGAAUGUGAUGCCCUCCGCCAGCCGGGUGGUCCUCCUGGAGAACCUGAACCGCUUCUGGCCCAUCAUCCAGAUCCGCAUAAAGCGCUGCCAGCAGGGUGGCAUCGAUACACGCAUCCGGGGGUUAGAGGUCCUGGGCCCUAAGCCCACAUUCUGGCCAGUGUUCCGGGAGCAGCUGUGUCGUCACACUCGUCUCUUCUACAUGAUUCGGGCACAGGCCUGGAGCCAGGACAUAGCAGAGGACCGCAGGAGCCUCCUGCACCUGAGUUCUAGACUCAAUGGGGCUCUUCGCCAGGAGCAGAAUUUUGCUGAUUGCUUCCUUCCUGACAAUGAAGCCGCCCAGGCACUGGGCAAGACCUGCUGGGAGGCCCUGGUCAGCCCCCUGGUGCAGAACAUCACCUCCCCUGAUGAGGAUGGCAUCAGCCCCCUGGGCUGGCUGCUGGACCAGUACCUGGAGUGCUGGGAGGCUGCCCACAACCCGCAGAGCCGUGCGGCAGCUUUCUCCUCGCGUGUGCGCCGCCUCACCCACCUGCUGGUGCACGUUGAGCCCUGCGAGGCCCCCCCUCCUGUGGUGGCCACUCCUCGGCCAAAGGGCAGAAACAGAAGCCAUGACUGGGGCUCCCUGGCUACCCGGGGGCUUCCCAGCAGCAUCAUGAGAAACCUGACCCGCUGCUGGCGGGCCGUGGUGGAGGAGCAGGUGAGCAGUUUUCUGACCUCACACUGGUGGGAUGAUGAUUUUGUGCCACGCUACUGUGAACACUUUAGUAAUCUGCAGAAGUCGAGCUCUGAGCUGUUCGGGCCGCGGGCGGCCUUCUUGCUGGCGCUGCAGGAUGGCUGUGCUGGUGCCUUGCUGAGGCUCCCUUUCUCCAAAGCUGCCCACGUGAGCGAGCAGUUUGCCCGGCACAUUGACCAGCGGAUCCAGGGCAGCCGGAUUGGGGGGGCCCGGGGAAUGGAGAUGUUGGCACAGCUGCAGCGAUGCCUGGAAACUGUCCUCGUUUUCUCUGGCCUGGAGAUAGCCACCACCUUUGAACAUUACUACCAGCACUACCUGGCGGACCGUCUCCUGAAUUUGGGCUCCGGCUGGCUGGAGGGGGCCGUGCUGGAGCAGAUUGGCCUCUGCUUCCCCAACCGCCUCCCCCAGCAGAUGUUGCGGAGCCUGAACACUUCUGAGGAGCUGCAGCGCCAGUUCCAUGUCUAUCAGCUCCAGCGACUCGAUCAGGAACUCCUAAAGCUAGAGGACACAGAGAAGAAAAUCCAGGUGGGCUGUGCAGCCAGUGGCGAGGAGCAUGACCCAGAGAAUGAAGGGGAAGCUGAGGAUGGGGGGGCAGCAGCGCCAGCAGCCGCGGAGGAGGAGGUGGGGGAGGAGGAGAACGAGGACCUCUACUACGAAGGGGCCAUGCCAGACGUGUCUGUACUGGUCCUGUCGCCGCACUGCUGGCCCACUGCCUCCAUCUGCCGUACCCUGAACCCCAGAACCUGCCUGCCCUCCUACCUCAGGGGCACUUUGAACCGAUACUCCAACUUCUACAACAAGAGUCAGAGCUACCCUGUCGUGGAGCAGGGCCCGCAUCGGCGGCUGCAGUGGACGUGGCUGGGCCGGGCUGAGCUGCAGUUCGGGGACCAGACCCUGCACGUGUCCACCGUGCAGAUGUGGCUGCUGCUUUAUCUCAACGACCUGAAGAUGGUCUCUGUGGAGAGUCUGCAGGCCCUCUCAGGGCUCUCUCCAGACAUGCUGAAUCAGGCGAUCGGGCCUCUCACCUCAUCAAGAGGCCCCCUGGACCUUCACGAGCCAAAGGAUGUCCCAGGAGGGGUGCUCAAGAUUCGAGACAGCAGCGAGGAGCUCAGGCCAAGGAGGGGCAAUGUGUGGCUCAUUCCACCUCAGACAUACCUGAAAGCUGAGGAUGAAGAGGGCCGCAACUUGGAGAAGAGACGAAACCUUCUGAACUGCCUCAUCGUCCGAAUCCUCAAAGCCCACGGGGAUGAGGGGCUGCACAUUGACCAGCUUGUUUGUCUGGUGCUGGAGGCAUGGCAGAAGGGCCCGUGUCCUCCCCGAGAUUUGGUCAGCAGCCUGGGUUGGGGUUCUGCCUGCAACAGUACCGAUGUCCUCUCCUGCGUCCUGCACCUCCUGGGCAAGGGCACAGUGAGACGCCAUGAUGACCGGCCCCAGAUGCUGUCCUACGCAGUCCCCGUGACUGUGAUGGAGCCCCACACCGAGUCACUGAAUCCAGGCUCCUUGGGCCCAAACCCUCCCCUCACCUUCCACACCCUGCAGAUUCGCUCUCGGGGUGUGCCCUAUGCAUCGUGCACCAGCACCCAGAGCUUCUCUACCUUCCGGUAGCCCUGGAGAUGAGGCCAGGGCUAGGUAGGGCUGGGGCUUUCCACAGAAAUAAAAUGCAGGCGUUUGAUUAUG
Molecule: messenger RNA, 5727 nt
Organism: Manis javanica (Malayan pangolin)
Lineage: Eukaryota; Metazoa; Chordata; Mammalia; Pholidota; Manidae
Gene: CUL7
Product: cullin 7
Biological process (GO): ubiquitin-dependent protein catabolic process
Cellular component (GO): Golgi apparatus
Molecular function (GO): ubiquitin protein ligase binding
Source: RefSeq, a predicted model, not a curated record